UGUCAACAAUCAGUCAAUUUUCCAAAAAGCCGGACACAAAAAAUCGUAAACAGCAGUAGUGAAAAUUUCGUGUCGAGUUUCAAACUAAAUUCUACAUCUUUACGUGUAUCGAACAUAAGUAAAGCCUGCAAGUUGAAUGUGCUUUCACGAUGGACAGUGAGGGCAGCACAAAGGUUGAAAUGAUGGACAUAGCCGAUGAAGCUGGAACAAGUGUAGCGCCUUUCAGUGAUUUACUGUGUCGGACAUGUCGGAAGCAGGACCAACCCGCCGUACCGGUCGAAGCGGUGCUGGACUUCCACGGGAAAUCCAUCACCGACAUGAUUUUUGAACUGACGGAAAUAAUGGUCAACUAUGAUGCGAAUCUUCCGCAGUCCAUUUGUUUCGGGUGUGUGGAGGAUCUGCGCUCGGCGUACAACUUCCGACAGCGAUGCAUCGACUCCAAUGAGAUGUUCCUGAAUGAGCUGAAUGUCGCCUUGGGUCAAGCUUCGAUUCCUGACGAUCCUAAUCAGUUGAUAUUGAAGGUGGAGCAAAGUGAUCCAGAGCUAUCGGAAAUAAGUCAAAAUGAAACCUUUGAGGAUCAGUCAAGCUUUGAGUUUGAUGCUGAACCGAUGGAUGAUGUCGAAUGGAAUUCGCCAGCGGCGAAGAGAAGAAAAAGUAGAAAAAAGAACACGAAUACUCUUAACUGUCUCGCUAGGUCGCACAUAGUGACACACGAGGAUCGACAUUAUUGCUUCAUAGAUCCCCUAAGCAAAUGUCGAUAUUUCCAGGAGAUUUUGGAGAUGGGCAAUUUCGUUCGGCACUUCCGUUUGAUACAUUGUGAAGAAGCUAAGAGCAAAGGAUUUUUCCCGAAAGAGGGACCCAAAAUUGACGUAACGCCGAAUAACGAGAAAACUGAAUGGAGGUAUUCUAGAAUUGCAAUGAAGUGCAUAGCGAAGCACGACAACCGCUAUUACUGUAAAAUAGAUCCAUCUAGUGAAUGUGUUUAUUCACAAAGUAACGAUUUUGUUGUGGGUAAUUUUAUUCGGCAUUUUCGAUUGAUGCACGCAGAUGCGGCGGAGAAAGAAGGUUUGAUGCGUGAAGUAUUGCCAACGAAACGAGUGCCCGAUGCGCGUAUCAUGAAGCGUAAUAGGAAGGAAUUCCCUGCAAAGCUCGUUUCAAUUGCAGAGAAGUACAUGCGGGAGUCUGACGAUAGCAGAUUCUAUUGUACGAUAGACGAGCAGAGCUCCUGCAAAUUCUCGCGGCAAAGAGCAAAUAUGACGGACUUUAUACAGCAUUUCCGGGUCGCGCAUCCAAAAGCAGCGGCGUCUAAGAUUUUCUCUCUCCACCCACUGGUUAAUGAAGUCCCUUCGCCUGAACCAUUGCCCCACCAGGAAAAGGUUAUGCCUAAAGACACUGUAAAGUCUGUAAGUCCUGCUUUAGUCAUGCCUAAAACAAACACCAAGGUCAUUGCACUACCGCAGCUGAAUCCAUGUCUAACGGACCAACAAAAAGUAUCAUCCUCCAAACAAAAGAGCUACUUUGUUCAGAUCGUUAGCAAAUUUGUAAAGCCGGAGCAUGGUCGUUUCCGAUGCAUAAUAGACGAAAACAGCGGCUGCCAUUAUGCGCAAGUCAAUUACGAUGCCGGCAAUUUCAUACGGCAUUUUAGGUCGAGGCAUCCUGAUGAAGCGAUCUCCAACGGGUUUGUACGUAAUGAAAAGCACAUGAAACAGGAGGAGAAAAAGAGAGUAAUAAAGAAACUACUGGUCGGUACUGACAUCCCGCAGCUACUGGAAGCUUGUAUCAAACUGGUGACGUUGCAUAACUUUCCGAUCCAGUGUUUCGGAUGGACUGGAAUGCGUUUGUUAUUGGAACCUUUAAUGACGACGCUGGAUCUGGAAAUCAAUGAAACUUGUAUGAUUGAGUACAUUCAUAUGGCAGCGGAAUCGUUAACCCGGAUCGCCCAAAUGGAGAUGAAACAUAAAGUGGUGUCAAUUCAGCUGGAAUCCAUCAUUCAGAAAGGAACACUAUAUCUGACUGUGAGUGCCAAUUACGAUUACGUUAAUAAAGUGAACACCCGCGUGCUUGGAGUAAUCCGAGCUACAGAGACAUUGACCGCUAGAGAACUGGAGGUUAAACUUUUUCUGUUGCUUGAUCGGUUCCAUAUCUCAAAGGACCAAGUAAUCGCAGUCGUUUUCGGAAACGCAGGAAGUGCCCUUGGAACGCAAAAGAGACAACAAAAAAUGUUCGCUGAAACACUAACAAAAUCUAGUUCCGAUUGCGGCGAGCCGAACAAAGAAGAAGCUCUAAUGGAAUCGAUUUCGACCGCACUUAGAGGUAAAUUUGAAGUCGUUCGGAAUGUAAUAAGCACUGUGUUAUCCGCUUUAAACGAAAUCGUUCCAAAUACUGAUCCUUCGGUUCAACGGAUUGAGCGUUUUCUGCAAGAUGUCAGAAGUUCCAAGUUUGAACAUUUUUUCAAACUGAACAAUGCUUGCUACCCCCCACUUUGGUGUUCGGAACGCUGGCUCUCCAAGCUCAAAUCCAUCAAAGGCAUCAUCAAACAGAAACCGUUCUUUGUCAAGCUGGUCCAACAUUAUCCGGAACUUGCGCUCAACGAAGACGAUUGGCAGUUCCUGAUGGAGUACCGAGAGGCGUUCGACCCGCUACACAAACUGCUCAAAGACAUCCGGACAAACCAGGAGCACGUCGCAUUCUCCUCGUUCUACGUGCGUUGUCUGGCCGUCAUCAAGGACGUCCGGGGAACCGCCAAUCGUUUCUCGGUACCGAUUUCCCGAUUGCUGGGCCGACGACUGAUGGAGCUGCGGGAGCAGAAUGCUUUCCAGGCGGCGCUUUUGCUUGAUCCGCGCUUCCAUUUCCUCCAGUCGGUGCUGCUCACGCCGGUUCAGAAAAGCCAUGCUCAGAACUACAUCCUCAACAUCUGGAACCGCAUUAACGCCCUAAAGCCGAACUCCCAGACAGCCCAGUUCGAGGCAGACAAGCUGAAACAGGAGGACAAAAAGGACGACGACAUGGACGACUUCCUGUCGGAGAUGUUUGGCGGUCCGUCGGAGGGUACCUCCAAGGCGGUGGUCCCGCUCUCCAGCACCGUGACACCGGUGCUGCAGCAGCUGAAAAGUCUCGAAAUAGAACCCCGCCAGCCGCACGACUACGACGUCUGGAACCACUGGUUGCAGCGCUCCGUAAGCCACGCCGAGCUGUUCUCCGUGGCCAUGGUGGUGAUGUCGCUGCCGUCUAACAAUGUCUGCUUGGAACGAACGUACAGUGCGCUGAUCCUGGCCGACCGGAACGAUGGCCUGACGGAGCAAACGCUGGAUGAACUGCUGCUGGUAAAGCUGAAUAGCAGUCUGUUCGAGAAAGCCGUUGUGACCAUGUAUGACUGGAAGAACAUUACGCGGCCGCAAGAGACGGAAUAAUGAUUAAAGAUAGCAUUUUAAGUUCUAUGGAGGUAAUAGAAUUUCCUGUCAUCUUUUAACAAUGGUAUUUAUCGAAAUAUAAGUAAGAGAUUGUUUUUUAAUGUAAAUAAAAUAAAAUUUUAUAACUAUUGGAUCCUGUAAUGGAUUAAAAAUCAAUCUAAGUAUCUUGUCGCACUAAA
Molecule: messenger RNA, 3589 nt
Organism: Armigeres subalbatus
Lineage: Eukaryota; Metazoa; Arthropoda; Insecta; Diptera; Culicidae
Exons: 4
Coding region: 150-3410 (1086 amino acids)
Biological process (GO): regulation of transcription by RNA polymerase II
Cellular component (GO): nucleus
Molecular function (GO): zinc ion binding
Source: RefSeq, a predicted model, not a curated record